Messenger RNA from Mucor velutinosus, 1131 nucleotides. RefSeq lists its product as uncharacterized. The coding region runs from base 1 to 1131 and encodes 376 amino acids. The transcript has 2 exons. NCBI's taxonomy places the organism in Eukaryota, Fungi, Mucoromycota, Mucoromycetes, Mucorales, Mucoraceae. The record is from RefSeq and is a predicted model, not a curated record. Gene Ontology annotation, cellular component: mitochondrion.
AUGAUACCUCUUACAAUAAGAUCGAGAAUAUUGGCCAACAAGGCAUUACUAUGUAAAUUACCAAAGCAGCAGACAUUCAUGCUGUCGAAAUUAUACACAACUGACAGCGGCAGCAAAGAUGAAUUGACGCAUGACGACCAACAACCGCACCAUCACGAGGAAACCAAAAAGAAGGAGGACUUGGAGGUUUGGGAAUUAGAGUCUUCCAAAGACAGACCAACUACAUCUCGAGUCGUUCAACGACAUGCCAGUGAGAGUAAAGCCGUUUUAGAGUUCUCACAGCUUCUGGACGAUAUACUCAGCUAUAACACGAAGAGGUCCGAGGGUCCUGCUAAGAAAGCAACACCAUCACCACCACCAUCAUUAUCAGAUGAAGCCAUUUCAAUGCGUAUCCUGGAAUUGUUCGAAAAACAGAAAACCGUCCAUAAGAAACGGAAGCCCUUGCCACAGAGUGCUGUUGGACCCAUGUACGGCGGCAUAGCUCAAUCAUCCUUAUUUAACAGACAGGAACCAGAGGAUCCAGAAGACGAUCCAUUACUCGAGCAUUUAUCGCCAAUGAGUCAAGAAUACAACUGGGAUCAGACCAUCGUCUCCAAAAACCAACACAUUACAGCGAAACAGGAGGAAAUGGAAGCAACACAAGCAAUUGUAGAAGCACCCUCCACAUUAGACCUCUGGCAUCACAUUGAAACCGAGAUCAAUCGAGAAAACUAUCCCAACUACUAUCCCACUGUGCUGACCAAGGCCAUUGAACAUGCCUCCAAGACAGACCCCUACAUGGCAUUGACCAUUUUUGAAAAAGCAAAGCAAAAGAGCGUUGUGAGCUACAUUUCUGGAUGUACAGUGCAAGUGUACAAUGCCAUGCUACUGCUUCGUUGGGAAGUAUGGCGUGAUAUCAAUGGCAUGUUGGAUUUGGCAGAGGAAAUGACGGUUAAUGGCAUUGAGUUUGAUAAUCAGUCAAGAAGAAUAAUUCGCACUGCCGUGCUUGAAGUUGAAUCUGAAGGUGGUGGUGAUGGCGGCUAUUUAGAUCCACAAGAGGAUGCCAAUGACGGUGUGUUUUGGAAUGCGGAUGAAAAACGAAACUGCAAUUUAUUGAAGGAAUUAGCUGGCAAAUGGAUGAUUUCAGAAUAG